Molecule: messenger RNA, 1608 nt
Organism: Penicillium bovifimosum
Lineage: Eukaryota; Fungi; Ascomycota; Eurotiomycetes; Eurotiales; Aspergillaceae
Product: histidine phosphatase family protein
Exons: 1
Coding region: 1-1608 (535 amino acids)
Molecular function (GO): acid phosphatase activity
Source: RefSeq, a predicted model, not a curated record
AUGGCAGGGCCCGACACUCAAUCCUCCGGGGAGGUAGAGAGCCUGCUGGGAAAGGAGCAGAAUGCACGUUGGAAAUCGCAAAAGCAGUCAAGGACCCGAAGAUGGAUUGCACUGAUCUUCAUCGCCCUGCUGGUCAUUUUGGUACUGGCCGCGUACUGCGUGACAGGACCCUGCCACGAGUCCUCACAUUCCACGACAGAGACGUCUAAUUCUAUGGCGCAGCCCGACGUACUUGCUGCAUCGCUUUUGGAUUCAUCAGAGAUAACGUCACGGCGGGAACCUGCCUGUCAUACUGUCAAUGACGGGUAUCAAUGCAAUCCGGCCAUCUCGCAUCAAUGGGGCCAGUACUCGCCCUACUUCUCUCUUGCAGAGGAAUCGGCUAUCUCAGAUGAGGUCCCUGAUACCUGUGAAAUUACUUUUGUUCAAGUCGUAUCCCGCCAUGGUGCUCGUUUGCCGUCGGCGGACAAGAGCAAGAAGUAUGCCGAGCUCAUCGGAGCUAUCAAGGCCAACGCGACUGCAUACAAGGGCAAGCUGGAAUUUCUCCGCUCAUACGAAUACAAGUUAGGCAGUGAUGACUUGACACCGUUUGGAGAGCGCCAGAUGGUCGGUUCGGGCUUGAAGUUCUAUCAGCGAUACCAGGACUUGGCCAGACGGGCUGUGCCCUUCAUUCGUUCAUCUGACUCGGAGCGUGUGAUAGCGUCUGGCGAGAAAUUUAUCAAGGGCUUCGAGCAUGCGAAGUCUCACGACAAAUGUGCCGAUCAUCGACAGUCAAGUCCCAAGAUCAGCGUCAUCAUCUCAGAACAGAAAGGGUUCAACAACUCUCUGAAUCAUAACACAUGCACAAAGUUCGAGGACGAUGAUCUGAAAGACGGUAUCGAGAACCACUACACAUCCAUAUUCGCACCGCCAAUCCGAGCGCGCCUCGAAGCUGGUCUUCCAGGCGUUCACCUCGAGGAUAACGAUAUUCCCAGUCUGAUGGACCUCUGCCCUUUCGAAACAGUUUCACAGACUUUCAACGCAACCAAGCAAUCACCAUUCUGCGACCUCUUCACUGAGAACGAAUGGAAACACUACAACUACCUCCAAUCGCUCAGCAAAUACUAUGGUUAUGGCGCUGGCAACCCCCUCGGCCCUGCCCAGGGUGUCGGUUUCGCAAACGAACUGAUCGCACGACUGACUCACACGGCAGUGCGCGAUGAAACAAGCACAAACCGUACCCUAGACGCCCCUGGUGCCGCGACUUUCCCGCUCAACCAUACUGUAUAUGCAGACUUCACGCAUGACAAUGGGAUGAUACCAUUCUUCUUUGCUUUGGGGCUGUAUAACAGCACCGCUCCACUACCACGCACCCACCCCCAGCCCACCGACAAAGCGGACGGUUACUCGGCCGCUUGGACGGUGCCGUUUGCUGCCCGUGCUUAUAUAGAGAUGAUGCAGUGUCAUUCAGACCCGGAUCCGGAGCCUUUCGUUCGGGUCCUCGUUAAUGAUCGUGUUGUUCCGCUGCAUGGUUGCUCGGUUGAUUCUCUUGGUCGUUGUCGCCGUCGUGAUUUCGUGAAUGGUCUUACAUUUGCACGUUCUGGCGGUAACUGGGACCAGUGCUUUGACUAG